AUGUAAUUCCCGGGGAUUCGAGGGGUAUUUGGGCUGGAAUUGAAGUUAAUUGAAAAGUAUUUUUUCAUAGCUGUUAACUGUAGAAUCGGUGUUAGGGUUUUUUGUUUGGCAUGAAGGGCCCGUUAGAUCGAACGAAGGUGGUGCUGCGGCACUUGCCCCCAACAAUUUCUCAGUCAAACCUGGCCGAGCAUGUUGAUUCUCGAUUUUCCGGCCGCUACCAUUGCAUCGCCUUUCGCCCUGGAAAUCCCAGCCAGAAGCAUUUAACGCAUUCUAGAGCUUACAUCAACUUUAAUAGGCCAGAAGAUGUAAUCGAGUUUGCUGAGUUUUUUAAUGGCCAUGUCUUCGUCAAUGAGAAAGGGGCUCAAUUCAAAGCAAUUGUUGAGUAUGCUCCUUCACAGCGUAUUCCAAAACAAUGGUCUAAGAAAGAUGGUCGUGAAGGGACUAUAUUGAAAGAUCCUGAAUAUCUGGAGUUCCUUGAAUUACUUGCAAAGCCCGUGGAGAAUCUGCCCAGUGCAGAGAUACAGUUGGAGAGAAAAGAAGCUGCACGAGUAGGUGCUCCAAAGGUUCCUCCAGUAGUUACUCCUUUAAUGGAAUAUGUUCGUCAGCAAAGAGCUGCAAAAGGUGGAGCUCGGAGAACCGUAUUGAAUGGAAAGUCAACAAGAGGAGUCACUGGAAUAUCAUCCAGGAGUCCUAUCUCAGGUUCUUCCAAAAGAGGCUCAGGAAAGAGGCGGACUUCUACCACCAUGUAUGUUGUAAGAGACGGCUCCAAAGGUGUAGGUAGCAAGGAUAAGACGCCAUAUUUAUUGGUUCCUAAACAAGAUGAUCAACAGCUGAAGUCUGCCAAUUUAGCAGCUGUUUCUGGAACUGAUCCGUUGGAAGGGGAAAGUGGAGAACCGGGAUCCUCUGGGAUUGGGAAGAAGAAAAUCCUGCUCCUGAAAGGAAAUGAAAAAGAAAUUUCUAAUGUUUCUGGUGCUUCAUCACUGCAGCAGAAUGCUGCAAGUCCUGCCAAAAAUCUACAUAGUUCAGCUCCUUUCAGACAGAAUCAGAGACGUGAAACUGGUGGAAGGAUAAUCAGGACCAUUCUUCUCAACAAAGAUACUCGUCAAAAUCAACCACCAGUCGGGUCUCAAGAAUUGCGAACCCAGAGUUCAAAUCAAGACAGGGACAAAAGACCUCCUCGACCUCCAAGUGUGCAGUCAUUUCUGAAAGAAAGAGAUGGUUUUCUUGAGGACAAAGUAGUCAUUUCGGAAAAGCAGGAAAGGCGAACAAAGAAGCCUGAUCGUGGUGUGUGGACUCCUCUUCGGCGUUCAGAUGGAUCACAUGCAAGUGAUGACUCGUUAUCAUCAUCUGCUUCCCAGAACUCACAAACGUUGGAUUCUGCAGAAGACUUAAAAAUCGAGAUGCUGUCUGUCCGUGGUGGUGAUCAAAGGUACGUUGGAAGCGGUCGUGGCAGCCAUUCUUCUGUUGACAAUGGUUCUUAUAGGCACGGGGGGCGUCGUGGUUCGGCUUAUAACAUGAAAGAUACAGAUGGCUCUUCAGUUGUGGAUGCCAAAUUCUCGAAGCGAGGAGGUGGUUCUGGUUAUGGCUCCAAUGAGAAACGAGUGUGGGUCCAAAAGUCCAGUUCCGGCUCUUAGUCUUGCUGUAUAUGUGCAAUAUUUUGGUCAAAUACCAUAUUGACGGUGGCCGGAGCGCUCUCUCUCUUGAUUGAUUGAUUGAUAGAAAUGCGAGCAGGGUUGAUGAAGACAGACAAAGCUUGCUUGGAAAAUCGAGGCACUUGAAUAUGUUCUUGAGUCGAAAAGGUCAGGAAAUUAAUUAAGAAAAUGGAUAAAUAGUUUUUAAUUACAUAACACCACCAUUUUCAUCGGUGUCCCUAUUAUACUACUCGGUGGCAAGACUUUAAACUUGCAGUUCUUGCCGUCGAUUGAUUAUCUGCUAAAAAUCGAGAUAUAUAUAUAACUUGUUAGACGGACGAUAACUAUCGAUACAGAUGAUAUGGAAUGGUGUGUAGUAUCAGGUUUAACUGCAAUCGAGUUUGUUCGAGAGAGAGAUUUGUAAGGUUUCCUUUUUACAUGAUUGAUAGUUUGAUACUAACUGUUAUAUAUAGAAUGAUAACUGAGGUUGGUGAAUAUUUGUUCAGGUCAUUUAAUAUUUGCUUUUACGAA
This is a messenger RNA of Erythranthe guttata (spotted monkey flower), 2162 nucleotides long. RefSeq names its product regulator of nonsense transcripts UPF3. Gene Ontology annotation, cellular component: cytoplasm; nucleolus. The record is from RefSeq and is a predicted model, not a curated record. Gene Ontology annotation, biological process: nuclear-transcribed mRNA catabolic process, nonsense-mediated decay; positive regulation of translation. Gene Ontology annotation, molecular function: mRNA binding. Lineage: Eukaryota; Viridiplantae; Streptophyta; Magnoliopsida; Lamiales; Phrymaceae.